CCACGAAGACAGCUGCGUAGACUGAGCACGCAGGGAGUCCGGAGAGGAGGCCCCGGUCACUGUGGCUGCACCCUAGGCCCCCCACCAUGGCGCUGGGCUUGGAACAAGCAGAGGAGCAGCGGUUGUACCAGCAGACGCUCCUGCAGGAGGGGCUCAAGGACAUGCUGGACCACGGCAAGUUCCUUGACUGUGUCGUUCGGGUGGGUGAGCGCGAGUUCCCGUGCCACCGCCUGGUGCUGGCCGCCUGCAGCCCCUACUUCCGGGCCCGCUUCCUGGCUGAGCCAGAGGGCGCGGGCGAGCUGCGCCUGGAGGAGGUGAACCCGGACGUUGUGGCCCAGGUGCUGCACUACCUGUAUACAUCGGAGAUCUCACUGGACGAAGCGACCGUGCAGGAUUUGUUCGCCACCGCUCACCGCUUCCAGAUCCCAUCCAUCUUCACCAUCUGCGUGUCCUUCCUGCAGAAGCGCCUGUGUCUCUCCAACUGCCUCGCUAUCUUCCGCCUCGGGCUCCUGCUCGACUGCGCGCGCCUGGCCGUGGCCGCCCGCGACUUCAUCUGCGCGCGCUUCUCGCUCGUGUCGCGUGACGCCGACUUCCUCGGGCUGUCGGCCGACGAGCUCAUCGCCAUCAUCUCCAGCGACGGCCUCAACGUGGAGAAGGAGGAGGCCGUGUUCGAGGCGGUGAUGCGAUGGGCGGGCAGCGGCGACACUGAGGCACAAGCCGAGCGCCAGCGCGCGCUGCCCACUGUCUUCGAGAGCGUGCGCUGCCGCCUGCUGCCGCGCGCCUUCCUGGAGAGCCGCGUGGAGCGCCACCCUCUCGUGCGGGGCCAGCCCGAGUUGCUGCGCAAGGUGCAGAUGGUGAAGGAUGCACACGAGGGCCGCCUCACGGUGCUGCGCAAGAAGAAGAAAGCCGGGAAGGAGGGAGCCGGCGUCAAGGCGGCGGACAAGGGCGCAGGCGAAGCCAAGGCAGAGGAGGACGAGGAGGCCGAGCGUGUCCUACCGGGCAUCCUCAACGACACUCUGCGCUUUGGCAUGUUCCUGCAGGACCUCAUCUUCAUGAUCAGUGAGGAGGGCGCGGUGGCCUAUGAUCCCGCAGCCAAUGAGUGCUACUGUGCCUCCCUGUCCACCCAGAUCCCCAAGAACCACGUCAGCCUGGUGACCAAGGAGAACCAGAUCUUCGUGGCUGGGGGCCUCUUCUUCAACGAGGACAACAAAGAGGACCCCAUGAGUGCUUACUUCUUGCAGUUUGACCACCUGGACUCAGAAUGGCUCGGAAUGCCGCCGCUGCCCUCGCCGCGCUGCCUCUUCGGCCUGGGAGAGGCUCUCAACUCCAUCUAUGUGGUCGGCGGCCGGGAGCUCAAGGACGGCGAGCGCAGCCUGGACUCGGUCAUGUGCUACGACAGGCUGUCGUUUAAAUGGGGCGAAUCGGACCCACUGCCUUAUGCCGUGUACGGCCACACGGUGCUCUCCCACAUGGACCUUGUCUACGUCAUUGGCGGCAAAGGCAGCGACAGGAAGUGCCUGAAUAAGAUGUGUGUCUAUGACCCUAAGAAGUUCGAGUGGAAGGAGCUGGCCCCCAUGCAGACUGCCCGAUCACUCUUCGGGGCCGCCGUCCAUGAUGGUCGCAUUUUUGUGGCCGCUGGGGUCACAGACACAGGACUGACCAGUUCAGCCGAGGUGUACAGCAUCACAGACAACAAGUGGGCGCCCUUUGAGGCCUUCCCACAGGAGCGCAGCUCACUCAGCCUGGUCAGCCUGGCAGGCACCCUCUAUGCCCUCGGCGGCUUUGCCACACUGGAGACGGAGUCCGGGGAGUUGGUCCCCACAGAGCUCAACGACAUCUGGAGAUAUAAUGAGGAUGAGAAGAAGUGGGAGGGCGUCCUGCGGGAGAUUGCCUACGCCACAGGCGCCACCUUCCUACCUGUGCGGCUCAACGUGCUGCGCCUGACCAAGAUGUGACCAGACCAGCGGUCCUGAACUAAGCACCCCUCCCAUUCUGCGGCCAACGCAGGCUGUGCCUUCUGGGAGCUCCAGGCAGGAGGCUGGGAGAGGCCAGAGUCCACCUGGAUCUGCUGUGAUGCCCGCGUGGCUGCUUCAGCCAGGGAAGGUGACAGCGGCCCAGUUUUAGCCUUGGGGCAGGGACGAGGAGCUUUGGGCUUCUCCGGUGUCGCCAUAUCCCCCAAGUUCUUCGGUCGGUGACCAGAACCACAGGGAGGUGUUCCAGGCUGCAUCCUGGCCCAGCCCCAGCCUGGCUGUAUGUGCCAGUCAAUUUCCCACAGGACUCAGUCCUUGCCUGUCAGAUGGGAAGUAUCUCCAUCAAGUGCUCCUUGCAGCACAGAUGAGUCUCUUUCUGUAAGAAGAAUAAAGUGCCUUCCACGCAAGCA
Rhinolophus ferrumequinum (greater horseshoe bat) is the source of this 2380-nucleotide messenger RNA. It is a transcript of the gene KLHL40, whose product is annotated as kelch like family member 40. Bases 87 to 1955 code for a protein of 622 amino acids. Gene Ontology annotation, cellular component: A band; I band. NCBI's taxonomy places the organism in Eukaryota, Metazoa, Chordata, Mammalia, Chiroptera, Rhinolophidae. Gene Ontology annotation, biological process: negative regulation of protein ubiquitination; skeletal muscle fiber development; negative regulation of proteasomal ubiquitin-dependent protein catabolic process. Gene Ontology annotation, molecular function: protein binding. The transcript has 6 exons. The record is from RefSeq and is a predicted model, not a curated record.